ACUUUAGGGCAAAAGUGCAUGUCAGUAAACCUAUCCCAGGGAGCCCCCAGUGAAAAAGUGGGUUAGGCUGCUUCGAGUGUCCCUGAAAGGCUUUUAUUGCCUCUCAAAACUGAGAGACCAUACUCAAGAAUCAGCUGGAACGUGGCUGGCAACAGGCAGCAGAGAAGAGCAGAUUACUUGAUGACAUAAGAAGCUGUUCAACAUGUUUAAAAUACGUAAAGCUAAGGAGGAUGAGCCAACGGCUCCAGGGCAGGUGAGAAUAAAAAAGAGGUCACAGGUGCCUGGAGUUAUGAUCACACAAUACGUGGAGGAACUGCCGGCAGACACAACCACACCAGAUUUCACCCGGAAACCAAUUGCUCUGACAAUUCAAGAAGGUAAAACUGCCAUCUUCAGAGCAGUAGUUAUUGGCAAGCCAGCACCAAAUGUGACCUGGGUGAGAAAUAAUGGCGUGAUUAAUGAAAGGUACCAAGUCCUCUAUGAUAAAAGUUCUGGUGAACACCAGCUACAGAUGCCAGAUGUAUCUGGGGAUCAAGCUGACACGUACAAGUGUUUCGCAGAAAAUGAAUAUGGAAAAGCAAUUGUAACUGCUGUUCUUAACGUUAUUGAAGUUGGCUUCAAAAAGAACCAAGCAUUGAAUCAAUCCAGAACAGCUAUCCGAGAGCUACCGGAAGAUUUCAAAAAGAACUUAAAAACUGUGAUUGAAACUGAACCAAAGGAAGACACUAAACCAGAGUUGGAUGAGAAGUUUUGGGAACUGUUGAUGAGUGCAGACAAGACAGAAUAUGAGAAGAUAUGUGCCCAGUAUCGUAUUACUGAUUUUCGCUGGAUGCUGAAAAAACUUAAUGAGAAGAAGACAGAAAGGGAGCAAGAGCAGGAAAAGGUCGUCGAAAGACUUUCCAACUUAAAGCCCAUUGAACUAAACCCCUUUGGUGGUGCAGAGUUUGAACUUGAAAUGUCACUCAAAGACCCUACAAGCAAAAUCUAUUUAUUCAAGGAUGGAGUUAUGGUUCCUUUUGAUGCUGAUUUGGAGGUAAAACACUGCCUGAAGCAAGUGGGAAAGAAGUUCAUGUUUAGUAUCAAUGGUAUUGACCCAGAGGAUGCUGGAUUAUACCAAGUGGAGGUUGACGGAGUAAAGAUCUUCUCAACUGAUUUAAAACUUCCCCCUGUAGAAUUCUUAGUAAAGAUUGAGGAUGUGAAAGCAGAAGAAAGAGAGGACGCCGUGUUUGAGUGUGUCGUCUCACAACCACUGAAAAAGAUAUCUUGGAAGGGAAAAAAUAUGCCACUGGAGCAGGGGGACAAAUACGACAUCCUUGUGUCAGAAGACAUGCUGAUUCACACAUUAGUAGUCAAGGAUUGCCUGCCAUUGGAUAAAGGAAUUUAUGCAGCCAUGGCUGGACUUUCAUCCUGCAGUGCCUGGCUUAUAGUGGAAGUUGACAAUGAUCCAAACACACAAAGAAAGAAGAAGGCUCGUAAAACAACCCGGGCAGGUGGUGGUAAUGCCGAUCUUCUGGCAAUCGCUCAGGAACAAAAUGCAAAGGUACAGAAAGAGAAGGAUGUCUUGAUUGAAAAAGCAAAAGCAAAGGCAGAAGCAGAAGCUGCAGCGGCUGCUGCUGAGAAGGCAGCGGCUGAAGCUAAAGCAGAGGCUGUAGCUGAAGCCAAAGCAGAAGCUUUAUCUGAAGCUAAAGUCAAAGCUGAAUCCCAAGCUGAAGCUAAAGUCAAAGCUAAAUCACAAGCUGAAGCUAAAGCCGUAGCUAAAGUCGAAGCUAAAGCCAGUGCUAAGGCAAAGGCAAAGACAAGUGAAAAAGGAAAGGAAAAGAAAAAAGUGAAGGAGAAGUUGGCGGCAAAGACUGAAGAUGGAGAAGAUGCAGAUAAAACACAAGCAGUCACUGCAGAGGGCAAAGUGGAAGAUGGAGAUGAUGUAGAAGAUGAUGAAGAAGAUGAUGAAGAAGAAGAAGAAGAAGUAGAAGAAGAAGAAGAAGAAGAAGAAGAAGAAGAAGAAGAAGAAGAAGAAGAAGAAGAAGAAGAAGAAGAAGAAGAGGGAGAGGAAGAGGAAGAGGGAGAGGGGAAAGAGGGAGAGGAUGUGGAGAAAGCAGAAUCAGAAUCUACCACAUCAAAACCAAAACAAAAGAAGAAGAAGAAGAAAGAGGCACCUGCUCAAGUUGCUGAUUCUGAAGUAGAAGAGCCCGUUGAAGAGAAAAGAAAAAGAGUACGCACAGGCCCACUUAUUCCUGAUACAGUCAUUGACCCCGGCGUUUUCUUCACCAGUGGACUUUCAGAUGUAACUGCCAUCAUUGGUACUGAUGCAGAGCUGGUCUGCAGACUGAGCAGUGAGGAAUGUGAUGGAGUCUGGUACAAAGAUGAAAUAGAGAUGACAAAUACAGAUGACAUCUGCAUUGUUAAAGAUGGGACUUAUCGCAAACUAAUAAUUAAAAAUUGCAAGGAAGAUGAUGCUGGGAAGUACAGAUGUGAGGCUGAUGGGCGUAAAACAGAAGCUGUGCUAAAUGUGGAAGAUCCUCCAAGAAUUGACACUGAUGAACUUGCCGAGUACAAAAAACCUGUUGUAAUCAAAACUGGGAAAGAAGCAGUUUUUAAGGUAUCCUUUGUUGGCCGGGAACCAAUGAAAAUCCAGUGGUACAAUGAAGGCGACGAGCUGUUGGAGGACACCCAUGUCAAAAUUGAAAAAUCGUCCUCACAUACCCGCCUGCUGCUCACCAAGUGCCAACGCAAAAUCUCAGGCGAAAUUAAGGUUAAGAUUAAAAAUGAAUGUGGAACAAUUGAGGCCAUUACCCAUCUUGUUGUUUUAGAUAAACCAACAACCCCGCUAGGCCCUGUGGACAUAAUUGAAAGUUCAUCAUCUUGCAUCGAUUUCAAAUGGAGGCCUCCGAAAGACAAUGGAGGUUCCCCUAUCACUGACUACAUCCUAGAACGUCAGCAGAUUGGCCGAAACAGCUGGAAGAAACUAGGCAAGAUUGGCCCAGAGCCUAAAUAUAGGGAUACUGAUGUGGAUCAUGGUAGAAAGUACUGCUACCACAUCUGGGCUGAAACCGACCAAGGUACCAGUGGGAUGAUGGAGACCGACGACAUUCAGGCAGGGACAAAGGCUUAUCCUGGACCUCCUUCUACCCCCAAUAUUGUUAGUGCCUUCAAAGACUGCAUCAACCUUGCUUGGUCUGCACCUGCUAACACCGGAGGAACUAACAUUUUAGGAUAUAAUGUGGAGAAACGGAAAAAUGGCAGUAAUCUAUGGGGCCUUGUCAACCCACCUGAUGAGCCCAUUAAAGAAAAAAAGUAUGCAGUAAAGGAUGUUGUGGAAGGCAUCGAGUAUGAGUUUCGUGUAUCUGCCAUCAACAUCUCUGGUGCUGGGGAGCCAUGUGCACCCACUGAAUUUGUAUUUGCAAGAGAUCCAAAGAAGCCCCCAGGUAAAGUUAUUGACUUAAAGGUGACAGACUCAACAUACACCACCUUAUCACUGGGCUGGACCAAACCUACUGAAGAGGAAGGGGUCCAAGAUGAAGCUAAAGGAUACUUUGUUGAGCUCAGAGCAGCAGAAGACCCAGAAUGGGGUCGCUGUAACUCCAGCAGUUUCAUAAUGACCUCCUAUACUAUUAUGGGUCUGAAGUCUAUGGCUAUGUAUUGGGUAAGAGUUGUAGCCACCAAUGAGGGUGGAGAUGGUGAGCCUAAAGAGCUGGACAACUACAUCAUUGCAAUGCCUCCUCCAGUGAGACCUCAGUUCACUGACAAAAAAAUGAAGAACUUUGUGGUAAUGAGAGCUGGGAACACUGCUCGAAUCAACUUUAACUUUAAGGCCUCUCCAAUACCAGUAGUUACAUGGCUCAAGGACAGCAUGCCUCUACCCAAGUAUGUGACAGUUAGCAACACAGACACAUCAUCACAGUUAAUGAUUCCCUCGUCAGAACGUCAUGACACGGGGAUCUACACUAUCAUUGUAAAGAACCUUGUUGGUCAAGACACCUCCAGUGUGGAGAUGAGAUUCACAGAUGACCCCAAGCCUGCGGGCCCUGUAGAGCUGGAGGAAAAUGUGUCAGGAACAGUGACAGUCUCCUGGAUUCCAUCUCCAGAUGAGAAGAAAGAUGACAGGCUCCACUACACGAUCACCAGGCGUGAUUCCGUAAAGCGUGUAUGGCAAACUGUGGCAGACCAUCUCUUCAACAACAAGUUCACUGCCAUCAACAUCAUGCCGGGAAGGCAGUACAAGUUCAGAGUCUAUGCCAAAAAUGACAUGGGGAUUUCCAAAUCCUCUGAUUCACCAAACUGGGAAGUAAAGAGAACAAAAGAACCAUUCUCCAUUAAUGUUCCUGCCUCUAAGGGCCUCCAGUUUGAGAUGCCUCCAUCAUUCUCCGUUCCACUGAAAACAUACAACACUCCAGAGAGCUAUGAGUGCUACAUGAGUUGUGCAGUGACAGGAAACCCCAAACCCCAUGUUACUUGGUGCAGAAAUAACAUUAGCCUCAACACCAAUACUAACUACUACAUCACCAAUACAUGUGGGGUCUGCUCCAUGGUAAUACUCAAAGUUGGACCAAAGGACAGCGGGGAUUACACAGUCAUAGCAGAUAAUCAUCUGGGCAGAGUGGAGUGUUCAACUAAACUCAUCGUUAAAGAGUAAGAUGAAGACUGUCUGUGAGUGCACAGACUGCUGGUUGCUCUCCGUCUCUCACUCCCUCGCUCCUGUUCACCUCACUGGCAGAUGCACCUGAGCCACACACACUGUGUUUACAAAGAAGGCUGAGGUUGCAGUUUCUGAUAUUAUUAUUAUUGGUAUUAUGCUAUAAUUAAAGUUCAUAUCAGUAUCAUUUUAUGUCAACAAUCUGCUGCUGCUUGUGUAAAUGACAUUGUAGCACUAUAAACAUGUCAUAACUGAUUCAGAACUGUCUAAACUGAUAACUUGAUACAACUGUGUUAGAUCUGCUCCUGGUCUCUGUCUUCUAUAUCUACCUCACCUUCCUCUUGUCCUUUCUCUCCCCCACCUCUCCUCUGACCCCCAUUUUUCCUUUCACCCUA
Solea solea (common sole) is the source of this 5025-nucleotide messenger RNA. Its product is annotated as immunoglobulin-like and fibronectin type III domain-containing protein 1. Bases 203 to 4630 code for a protein of 1475 amino acids. The transcript has 24 exons. The record is from RefSeq and is a predicted model, not a curated record. Gene Ontology annotation, molecular function: protein binding. NCBI's taxonomy places the organism in Eukaryota, Metazoa, Chordata, Actinopteri, Pleuronectiformes, Soleidae.